Cephus cinctus (wheat stem sawfly) is the source of this 5919-nucleotide messenger RNA. It is a transcript of the gene pcm, whose product is annotated as 5'-3' exoribonuclease 1. Gene Ontology annotation, cellular component: nucleus. The coding region runs from base 139 to 5136 and encodes 1665 amino acids. Lineage: Eukaryota; Metazoa; Arthropoda; Insecta; Hymenoptera; Cephidae. Gene Ontology annotation, biological process: rRNA catabolic process; nuclear-transcribed mRNA catabolic process. The transcript is spliced from 18 exons. The record is from RefSeq and is a predicted model, not a curated record. Gene Ontology annotation, molecular function: 5'-3' RNA exonuclease activity; RNA binding.
UAGGUUUCUCAGUGCGGUUAUGCCCCAACUGAUUUCAUGAAACUGAAUUUAUUGUAAGUCUAAUCAUUGUGUUAGAAUCGUGCGAAUUCUUUUAUAUCUAUUAUCAUUCAUUUUUAAUUAAAAAAACCUCGUGUCAAAAUGGGAGUGCCGAAAUUUUUUCGGUAUAUAAGCGAAAGAUAUCCUUGUCUCAGCGAAUCAUUGAAGGAAUAUCAGAUUCCUGAAUUUGAUAAUCUUUACUUGGAUAUGAAUGGAAUCAUUCAUGUAUGUUCACAUCCUAACGAUGAAGACGUACACUUUCGUAUUAGCGAGGAGAAAAUUAUUAAAGACAUAUUUCACUAUAUAGAGAUAUUGUUCAGUAUAAUUAAACCACAGAAAUUGUUUUUUAUGGCUGUCGAUGGUGUUGCACCACGUGCUAAAAUGAAUCAGCAGAGGGGUCGCAGAUUUAGGAGCGCCAAAGAAGCUGAGACUGCUGAAGCUAGAGCUAAAGCAAGGGGUGAACAUUUACCACUGGAAGAACGGUUUGAUUCCAAUUGUAUCACACCAGGAACAGUCUUUAUGGCAAAGCUUCACGAACAAUUAAAGUAUUUUGUCUCAUACAAAAUUACAACAGACAAAUAUUGGCGUAAAUGCAAAGUUAUACUCAGUGGGCAUGAGACUCCAGGAGAAGGGGAGCAUAAGAUUAUGGAUUAUAUAAGAUACAUGAAAAGCAUGCCUGACUAUGAUAGUAACACAAGACAUUGCUUAUAUGGUCUCGAUGCAGACCUUAUCAUGUUGGGUUUGUGUACCCACGAACCACAUUUCUGCCUGCUUCGUGAGGAAGUAAAAUUUGGAAAAAAUGCAAAAAGAGCAACGACAGCAGAGGAAACAAAAUUUUGUAUUUUACAUUUAUCUAUAAUGCGAGACUAUCUGGAGCACGAGUUUUCAUCGCUGAAGACUAAAUUAAAGUUUCCAUUUGACCUUGAGAAGAUAAUCGACGACUGGGUCCUAAUGGGUUUCCUAGUGGGAAACGAUUUUAUUCCAAAUUUGCCAAAUUUGCAUAUUACAAAUGGUGCUCUGCCCGUACUGUAUAACGUCUAUAUUGAAUUAUUACCCACAUUAGACGGAUAUAUAAAUGAAGCAGGUACUCUGAAUAUGGAGCGUUUUGAAAAGUUUAUGGAAAAAUUAAGUUCUAUCGAUGUACAACAGUUUAACGAGCACAAUGCAAAUUUGAAAUAUUUUGAAGCUAAAACUGGUAGACGACCGAACGAGUAUGAGAGAACCAGUUAUAAGAAGCCAGAUAAUUCUCCAGAAGAGAAUACUACUCCAAAGAAAGCAUCAAACAAAGACUUGGAGGCUUUAAUAAAAUCUACUAAUGACAUGUUAUUAGGAUAUUCUGAUGAGGAUGAAUCCUUGGAAGUAGGUGAAGAUUCAGACAGCGAUACAUGUAACAUUGAAUUUGUACAGCAUAAAAGAGACUAUUACAUGAACAAGUUAGAAUAUGAAAAUGUUGACGAGGCUGUUUUACGUUCUCAAGCUGAGGGUUACGUAAGAGCAAUUCAGUGGAAUUUACAUUAUUAUUAUGACGGCUGCUGUAGUUGGUCUUGGUAUUAUCCGCAUCACUAUGCACCAUACAUCUCUGACAUAAAAGACUUUAAAGACUUGAAAUUAGAAUUCGAUUUAGGCACACCGUUUAAGCCUUUUGAGCAAUUGCUGGCUGUGCUGCCUGCAGCCAGUAGAAAGUUGCUGCCAGAGCCAUACCAAAAAUUAAUGAUUGAUGAGAAUUCGACGAUAAUUGAUUAUUAUCCUAAUGAUUUUAAAACUGACCUAAAUGGCAAAAAACAGGAAUGGGAGGCUGUUGUACUUAUCCCAUUCAUAGACGAGAAGAGACUCCUGAGCGCCAUGGAGUCAUGUAACAAGCUUUUAACUCCAGAGGAGCAAAAAAGGAACAGUCAUGGACCAAUGUGCAUUUAUUCAUAUGUUACACAAAGCAGGGGUGAAUAUUCCGCACCCGAAUAUUUCCCUACAUUUAUUAAUCAUGCAGACUGCACAUUAGUUUAUCGAGAGGACAUAACCGUCAGUAAGGAAAAUAUAGUGAAGGGAUUAUGUCCAGGUGUGACCCUGGGCACCCACUUCCCUGGUUUCCCGACACUCCAAUUUAUUAAACACACAAGCAUCCUAGAAAAAGCCAAGGUGAAAGUCUUCGAACAAUCAGCUAGAGGUGAAAGUAUUAUUUUGUGCAUAGACCCUGUAAAAGUACCAAAAAUUCAGGACUUUGCUAAUGAAUAUUUGGGAAAAAGUGUGUUCGUACACUGGCCACGUUUAACCGAGGCUCGCAUAGUAGCAGUAUCGGAUAACGAAACCAAAAUCGCUUUGCCAAAUUUUCAAGCGCGCAACAUGGGUAACGAAGCAGAUAUUAAACGGAUACAUAUUGGCGAAUACAGCGUGCAGAAGAAGCAUAUCGCUGAAACGUACAAAAUGCGAAUGGGAAUCGAAAUAGGAGAAACACAGCUACUGGUAUAUGCAUGUCCCAUUAUUGGUAGACGAUACGUUUUUGGUUCUCAGGGAAAAAUGACACUGGAAAAGCAAUGGAGCGAAUAUCCAUUGGCUUAUGCUUAUCAAUGUAUAGUGAAGGAUAUUCAAGUUUUUAAUCCAAGCUUUGUACAGUUUACAAAUGUCAAGGAUAUCUUCACCCCCAAGAGUAUUUGCAUCAUGUUAGGCCAUCCUCACUACGGUGCUAUGGGAGAGGUUAUUGAGCCAGGAAUGGAUUUAAAGACAGGUCGUGUCAAGGUGGCAAUGGCAAUUGAACAAGAACCGGAUUUGAACGAUUGUAGAAAAUCUUGGGCAGAGUCAAAAUUACGUUAUAUGGUCGGUAGCGUUGCUGCUCAACGAUUGGGCAUUAGUAGCCACCUACUUAGUAGAAUAACUGGAACCAUUUAUGUGAUGCAAGAAGCGAUGGGCGACCAAACUCCCAAAUUUAACAUAGGAUUGAAUCUGAAGUUCAGUAAAAGGAAUGAAGAGAUUCCUGGAUAUACUAAAAAAGAGAAUGGUCAGUGGCUCUACAGUAUUAAAUCUGUUGAAUUGAUACGCAGCUAUAUGCAGAAAUGUCCUGAUCUGUUUGAAAAGCUGGCGCAGAAUGUAAUGAAUGAUAUAUUUCAUGAGACUGAUCUCUUCCCUGAAGGGUCAGGAACACUGAACGAAAUCGUUGCCUGGUUAAAGGAACAACCGUAUUAUAGUGUUGAAAGUCGACCCUGUGGAACAGAAAGUUUAGACCAAGAACUUGUGAAAAAUAUUGAAAAGAUUCUGGAUUCUUCGACGGAGUCUCUAGGAAGCAAAACUCUGGUGAUGCAAGUAAAGCCGCACUUGCUUUAUAAGCCUGGCUUAAACUCAGGAUCUAUUGUACCAGAUUCUACAUCUCAACAUCAUCUCUGUGAUCGAAUAAUCGUCGUCCGGGAGAGUUUCACUGUGCCUCUUGGUAACAAAGGAAUCAUCGUGGGUCUGUACAAGGCUGAGAAACCUUCGGAUAACACGUAUGACGUCAUCUUUGAUAAACCAUUCGUAGGAGGUCUUAAGAUAUAUUCCUGCUCGCCAAAUCGAGGAUACAGAUUAUCCUCAACAGAUUUUAUAAACAUCAGCCAUGGUCUAAGAGUCGAGAACGUUAAAACUGGGAAGGGUAAUCCUGCCCCUGUGGAAACUACAUUGUCGUGGCGGCAAAAUUCAAACGCGCAAAAUCAAGCCCGUGCAAAUCAGUCGAGUGCUUUUGCGUCUUUCAACACUUAUGUUCCUCCUUGCUUCAAAGGAAAUCAGCAAACGGCACAACAGACGCAAUCAUCGGGACGCGUCAAUAAGAAAAUCAUGGAACAACCGUAUCAGAAAAAUUCAACAACGAAGAAGAAGAUCUUGCAGCCGUCUUCGUCACAGAAUACUCCCAGGACCCUACCCAACAGUAAUGCUCAACCUUCUGAGGUCGACCGUCCGAGUGUUCAGAAAUUAAGUUCCCAAUCAGCAACUGAAUAUCAAGCUGUAUGGAACGAGUUACAAAUGCUUCAGAAAUCAAAUGACGUCUCACUUAAACCUGAUCUCAUUCAAAAGCCUCAAUUACAUCCACCUGCUGGUACUAAUACAAACUUGUCUCAAGAUCAAAGUGCAUUUUUGAAAGCUGUGCUUAAAAUCAGUGAUGAGAACUCGCGAAACAGUAGUCCUGCACAGUCAGUCACAAAACCAAGUAAGCCUGCCUUCCCGCCACCGCCUAAAACGUCAGAUGCUCCGCCAUUAGUUCAACAGUUAUUCGACCAGGCUCGUGCCGCUGGGAACAAGAAGACCGAGGUGUCUUAUUGCUCUCAAUUACUGACGUAUUUCCAAGUACGUAGUAUGGGAAUGCCUCGUUACAAUUACGUCACGAACAAAGAGACUCAUCUUAUAUUCGCUCAAAUUAUUCUACCUGACAUGAGAGUGUUCACAGGUGAAUUAUGUCCAACCAGUGAACUCGCUGCUGAGACUGCUGCCCUGAAAGUCAUCACAGAGUUAGAGCUAGACAAGUUCCCAAAACCCAAUAUGAAUAUCUUAGCAGCGCCUCCACGACAAUGGUACACUAACAGUCGGCCGAUGAGUGUCCGACCACCGAAUGUAAGACCAAUGGUGUCGCCUUAUGGCUCACCACAAAUUCCAGCAAAUGCACAAAAUCCCUUCAUGCCAGGAUUCACAUGGAAUCCUAAAAUGCUCCAGAAUCCAGGUUAUCUGCCAAUGCCACCCCAUCCCCAGACUAGGCCGCAACAGAGACCUCCUCAUCCAGCGCCUUCAUCACCAAGCUCGUCCAUGAACUGGAGAAGUGAGAGUAAGCAGGAACAAAAGAAAAUAGCGCCAUUUGUACCACUGCAGGCACAAAAGCUAACUAGAAUCCAUCAAAAGAGCGCUCCAAAAGGAUCAGCACAGGUCAAUAAAGAUUCUGGGUCCAAGGUACAAGACGAUAAGAAACAUAAGGAAUCAUCUGCGAAGGAACCAAAGGAGGAAAAAGUGAGCAAUAACGAACGCAAGGAAGCGCAUGCGCAAAAGACUCCACAGAAUCAGCACAAGUCGCAGAAAUCCGGAAAGGAGAGAAGAUCGCGAAUCGCUGCUAAUUUUGGUACACCUCCGUCAAGUAACGGUGGCGGUCCACAGUAAAUUGUGUUUAUAAGAAUAAAAGAAAGUUCUGAAAUUUGCCUAAAGACAGUAGAUAUGCGCUGCCGACUAUGGAAAUUAUCCAUUAUUUUUUACUCUUUUUUCUUUUUUUUAUUUAAAAAAGAACGUUCGUCGCACUCCUAAUUAUUUAGUUGAGAUUAAAUGUUCAGACUCCGCGGUACUGAUGAAAAAAAUCUAAUUUUAAUUACAACUAAGUAGGCGGACAUACAAAAUAAUUACAUAUUUUAUCUCUUCUGUUUUUCUAGGUAUAUAAUGAAUGUUAUUUUGUUGCGAUAACAGUCAUAUUUAUUUAGUUUGUUUUUCCUUGAACAAGAUAAUGCAUAUUGAACUGCAAUGCGACGAACAUAAAUUUAAGGGAGGGUCGCUUCUAUUUUUGUAAAAAAAAAAUAUUAACAUUGCGUUCUUUAUAAGAUUUCAUGCUACAAUUUGUCUUGAGAGUAUUACGAGUUUGGUUAACUGUUUCAAUCAAAUGCGAUACAUCAUGAACAGAUACGAUAUUCUUGGUUAUGUGAUAAACCUAUAAAAUAAUACGAAUUAGUGUAUCCAUACUAAUUAUUAGAUGCUUAAAAGUAGUCAUUAGUAAUUGAUACUUCUUGAGAAAAUAGAGAUCAAAGGAAUUCGUAUCUGUUGACCCUGAUAUCUAUAUUCGCAUGGCUCAGUGUAUAUUUACCACUAAAAUGUAUAGAGCAUCGUCCGUUAUCAUGGGCAUAGAAAGCUGUAUUUGUUUUUCUUUUAUUUUUCUCAAAUGAAUUUUCGUACCAAACC